AGAGCGACCACCAUUCGCGGUCCGAUGUGCGCACGCGCAACCCGCCUCUAUCGCCUGUUCCGAUUCAGACGAAGUAAGAAGUGGACGUUUAUGAAAAAAGUUUUUCGAUUUAAUUAAAAUGAAGAUUUUUGAACUCGUUUUUGCUGUUGUUUUGUUAUCACAACAAUGCUUCAGCCAGCCGAUCGAGGACUCGGUGGUGUCGGUGUACACCACCCACCCCACUACGCUGGGCACCAAUCCACCGCUCGACGUCUACCACCAAAUCGCCAACAAUCUUGCUGAGAGAAUCACCUCGCCUAUAUACAGAUUCCUCGGUAUCAACUCAACGAAACCAGACACGACGACAAAAUCCUGGGACAACAUCGAGAUACUCGACGACGAUAACAUAUCUAACAAGAAAGAUGUCAAACCGUUAGAUAAUGACAUCUCCAAAGACAGGGAUGUCGAAGAAUUGUCAGUCGAGGGGCUCAAGAAAGCUGAGAAAAAACCAGAGAAAAUAACUCUGUAUUCAAGCUAUUUACCAGCCGCAGCAGAAGCUAGUAAACUUGUCAGUAUUGACAAUAGUGAGGCUAAAAACUCUACAGAUAAUGAAAUAGAUGAUAGUUUUGAAUGGGAUUUGGAUGAGGUUCCAAAGAGCCAGCCCAAACAAACACCUUUCGUUUACAUUCUGGAAUUCUUUGGUAGUAUGAUUCAGUUGGUUUGGGGAGGCCUCAUGGCACUGUUCAGACCAGCUGCCAGUUAGGUGGAUUUGUGUUUUAGAAAUAUGAUGGGAUAGAUAUUUGUGUACCUAGUGAUAAAUUUUCGAAUUUUCGUCAUGUUUUUUUUAAGUUAAUUUAUACCAGUUCAAAGUCGACGUACUUUGAAAUAGAGAUAUGUGUCAUAUUUGAGGAAUAAAUAACGAAUUUGUGGGAAACAUUGAGAGCUAGGCUUCAUUUAACUUUGACUUUGCACUAGUAAAUAGCGCUUAUGCUGGGAUCCCACUAUCCCUUAAUGCCACAAACGAACAGGAACCAAGGCAGCAUACCGUGAGUCAUAGGCCAUCUGCUGCAACUCAAUAAAAUAAAACCCCAAAUAUUUUAUUCUAAUAGGUCCUUUUUCUAGUUUUUAUAAACGUUACAAUAAUGACUCUAGGUGUCCACGGUUAAAAAUGGCCAUUGUUCAGUGUCAGUUUUUAAGUUUUCGCCCGUUGCUAUCCGAAGGCCCCUUGUAGUUUACCAACUGGGGACGGAUAGCUUCAGACUGCUAUAUCGUAGAUGGCUGGUGUUUCACGGAGUCACCGUGAAAUCUGGUAUCAAUGGACUUGGGUUUAGGUCCUUAUUUAUCUGAUGGAAAAUGCGUUGCGUACAACAAAUAAGCCAUGCUACCGAUAGGUAAGUGUAAAUCACUCGAGAUACUGGCAGUUAGUUGGCUUUCGAAGCUUUCCCGUUAAGCGUCGCAUUUUCCCACAUGUAGGAACCGACCCUCCAUGUUUAAGUAAUUAUAUUCGAUGUUUUCAGAUAUUAUCAUAAGCAAACCCCGUAAGAAAUAUGAAAAUUUAUCAUUUUUUGAGGCUGUUAGUGUAAUCUAGGUCUAAAGUUUCACUUUUCAUUUUCGACUUCACCCCAUACCUACUUACUUAAAAAUAUAAGAUAUAUCUUACGAUUUUAUCAAUGUACUUAAUUUCUAGUUUUAAGUUAUUAUUAUAUAAUAUUGUUCUAGUAAUUUUAUAUUGUAUUUCUUUUUAUAAUUAUGAAAAUUAGAUCGUAUGUGCCAUGAUGUGUACAACUAUUAGUCAAAAUAAUAUUUAUGUAAACAAUAAAUUGUACAGUU
This is a messenger RNA of Trichoplusia ni (cabbage looper), 1809 nucleotides long. RefSeq lists its product as uncharacterized. The coding region runs from base 119 to 742 and encodes 207 amino acids. The record is from RefSeq and is a predicted model, not a curated record. Lineage: Eukaryota; Metazoa; Arthropoda; Insecta; Lepidoptera; Noctuidae. The transcript has 3 exons.